Sparassis crispa is the source of this 1662-nucleotide messenger RNA. RefSeq names its product Altered inheritance of mitochondria protein. The record is from RefSeq and is a predicted model, not a curated record. The coding region runs from base 1 to 1662 and encodes 553 amino acids. NCBI's taxonomy places the organism in Eukaryota, Fungi, Basidiomycota, Agaricomycetes, Polyporales, Sparassidaceae. The transcript has 4 exons.
AUGCCACUGCCAUCGCUUUCGAUAUCAGAUCUCAAAGGUAAGGCACUCCAGGCCAAGGAUUACAGCACAGCUCGGAUCUCUCGCCUCUCCAGUCCCGCUACCAAGAACCUGAGUUGGGACACCUCGAAGCCUCCUCCGCCCCCGCCUCCACUCAAGAAGCCGGAGAAGAUCGUCCAUGCGAAUGCCCAACCUCCACCGCCGGCCCAUCCGAGCUCCCGACCAUCAUCACUCGAUAUUACGAGACCCACUGUCACGGUACACGCAAGGACACCCAGCAAUCUCAAGGAGUCCACCCCCGCUCCCUCUCCAGCCCGCGCUGUACCUGUGAGACCGCCACCUGUCUCCCGGCGGGAAACACGCCCGGACAGUGCGACCUCUCCCAGCUUGUCGCGAUCGCAGUCAAUUCAGAGCGACCGGCAGAGAGAGGUGGACAGGAUCGACUGGACCAAUCUAUCCGCAGAGGACAAGCAGGUGUUCUUCAGCUGGCUGGAUGAGUUCUUUGAGCGGUAUCUUAACAGGCCUAUACUGGCGAAGAACCCUCAAGACGCCGUCGAGAAUGAGGAGGAUCCACCUUCUGUGCAAUCCAUAUCUGCAAGUGCGGCUCGGGCUCCUGCGCGCCCAGCGCCUCCAAGUGCAUCUCCGGCCAAUACACGACCGCCCGCGAUUAGCAUGUCUACUCGGCCUAAACAACCAUCGCCCCAACCUUCCGCUUAUGACGGAUCCAGCGAUGCACUGACAUCGUACCCUGCACCGACACUGACAGGCUGUGCGGCCCUCGAUCUGGCCCAGUACUUCACGCCUUCCACACACUGGGACUCCUCGUGGUACACGAACACCAGCCCGAUGCCCCCACCGUUGCAAGGGAAUGGUGAGAUCGCAUUCACCGCGGCGUGGGAGAUGCACGGCAGCUCCAAGACGCUCUACGCCGGCGUGAUCUUCGCGGAUCUGAGCAUGUGCUGGUUCUCUGUGCAGUUCUCCACGAGCACACAGUCGGAUCCGAACGACUCCCGCGGUGUGAGGCGCGGCGCGCAAUACCUCCCGUGCCCUGCGGCGAUGGACCAUGCGGCACUCGUGGAGGCGCACGAGACAUAUGGAGAGACGGUCGCGGGGUUCGCGGAGAGCUUCGAGGGAACAGGCGAGUUCUGCGGACGUGGGGAGUGCUGGGACCUUGCGGACGGCGCGCUCAAAUACUUUGACCAAUUUGACUACGUCCCGAAGCCGGUGCCGAGCAUCUCGCGCACGCACGGGCACCUGAUGUUCGAGGGGAAGGUGGCGGACAAGGGGCGCGUGCAGGUGGGUCGCUGGCGGGGCGGUGACGAUCGCGUGCGUAGGGGAGACAUCGUUGAGUGGCGCAGUGCGCGGCUCGCGAUGGGUCGCGGCGGUUCUGCGAUUCUUGGGAACCCGGACCACACUGCCGUGAUCGUGAGCGACGCGGUGCCUACGUGUGCCGUUGGCGAUGGGAUGAGUGUGACGCCUUCUGGUUUGGGGACGCUCGAGGUAGUGGAGCAGAGCGUGGGCAACCCCCCUGCGAGAGCACUCUACAAUUUGGGAGGGCUCGAGGAGGGGGAGAUUUGGAUCUACAGACCGGUGGGUAUGUUGGAGUACGUCGGUACUUUACUCGAGGCCAAAUGUCCUGAGACUGUGUCUGCUCGGAGUGUAUGA